AAUUUAAUUUAAUAUUUGCAAUCAACCCAAACACCUCAUGAUAUACUUGUGACGUUGCGUGGUAGAGUUGUUGAUAGGAUAACGGUAACGGCAACAGUAACGGCGCUUGGUUUUUGUGAAGAAGCUUCGAUCCCCUGUAAAACAACCAUUUCAUUUCACUCACUCUCACAACGCAUCUCUGUUCUCCAUCUCCUUCGAUCACGAAGAAAUAGAAGAGAUUUGGGUAUGGCUAUACAACAUAUAGCUGAAGUUACCAGCUUGUCCCCUAGGGCAACUGAGAAUGAUGUUCGCGAUUUCUUUGCUUUUUGCGGAACGAUUGAACAUAUUGAUCUUAUCAGAGCUGGUGAUUAUGCAUGUACGGCUUAUGUAACAUUUACGGAUGCCUAUGCUCUGGAAACAGCAGUCUUGCUUAGUGGAGCAACUCUUUUGGACCAGACUAUAUGCAUAACAAAAUGGGGACAAGAUUAUGAUGAGUCCGAGUAUUGGAACAGAGCUUCUUCAUGGAUUCCAGAAGACGGAAAUACUUCAUAUGCAUCAGCCCAAGGAAACCAAUAUGCGUUUACAGCAGGAGAAGCAGUGACGGUGGCUCAAGACGUGGUGAAAACAAUGUUAGCGAAAGGGUAUAUUCUGAGCAAAGACGCACUGGGAAAAGCGAAAGCGUUUGAUGAAUCUCAUCAAGUAUCAGCAAGUGCAGCUGCGAAAGUGGCUGAACUAAGUGAGAGAAUUGGGCUGACUGAUAGGCUUUUUGCUGGAGUCGAAGCUGUUAGAUCUGUUGACCAGAGUUACCAUAUUUCCGACACUACUAAAUCAAUCAUGUCGGCAACGGGCCGGACAGCUGCUGCUGCUGCUACUACUGUUGUGAACAGUAGCUAUUUCUCGAAAGGGGCUCUUUGGAUGUCUGAUGCAUUGAGUCGAGCUGCGAAAGCCGCUGCGGAUUUGGGUAAUAAUGGUGUGGGCAAAUGAAGUAAUGUUUUAUUCUUUACGUGGCUGGACUUUAUAGUAUAAAUAAAAGGGAAACAGAUAAACACCACAUUUAAAGUCCUUAUUUUAUAGAUUAUUUUUAUGUUGAUAUAUUGCUUGUAGAAACACUAAUAUAAAAUUCAUGGAGUGGUUAUAAUCUUUUUUUUUU
Molecule: messenger RNA, 1129 nt
Organism: Helianthus annuus (common sunflower)
Lineage: Eukaryota; Viridiplantae; Streptophyta; Magnoliopsida; Asterales; Asteraceae
Product: binding partner of ACD11 1
Exons: 5
Coding region: 226-963 (245 amino acids)
Molecular function (GO): RNA binding
Source: RefSeq, a predicted model, not a curated record